UGCUGCUAACGUUAACUGAUGCUACGUAUCAUGCUAGCUACAAUUCGCUUCGAUAACAGCUAUAAAUUGCUCUGUUUAUAUGUUAUGUGACGAUCACUGUCAGCUUCGAUGCGAAGAACUCUUAGCUGCGUCAACAUCGCUGUUUUGCACUGGUGUCGUUGCAGCGAAACCUCUUUACACAGCUGUCAAAUUUUGUUUAUCUGACGUCACACGGGGCAUAUGUGAUGUCAGACGUGGUACAUACGUCUGUUUGCCGAAUAAAUCUAUGUCAGCAGAAAUAUGGCGACGCAGCCAAGCUCGCCAGCCGUCCUCCGAGAGUUCUGUCCGCUGUACUAUCUUCUAAAUGCCAUUCCAGCCAAGGUGCAGCGGGGAUUUCGCUCCGUUAUUGUCUACUUGACUUGUCUGGACAGCAGCAAUGACUUUGUGGCUGUGGGCAGCAGCAUCGGGAUGCUCUAUCUCUACUGUCGCCGUCUUGCUCACAUGAACAAGUACAGCGUGGAGGGCAAGUGCAAUGUAAUUACGGCAGUGAAGCUGCUCAGCUGCUUCGACGAUCUGGUCGCAGUAGGAACAGCUUCAGGGCGGGUAACAGUUUUUCAGCUGGUGUCGCCCCUUCCUGGUCGUAACAAACAGUUAAGGCGUUUUGAUGUUGUUGGCCUUCACAAAGGUUCAGUGACAUCACUGGCAUGGAGCACCAAUGGGAUGAAGCUUUUUUCUGGAGACGAUAAAGGACGAGUCGUCUUCUCAUCUUUGGAUCUCGACCAGGGUGUGUGUAAUCCCGUGCUCCUAUUGGACGAAUCCUCGGGUGUGGUUCAGAUGGAAUACAGUCACCAGGUGUUGCUUGUGUCAACGCAGCACAGAUCUCUGCUUUACUGCACGCAGAAACAGGAAGUAAAACAGCUGGGCACAAAACCACGGAAGAGUAGUGGCAGGUUUGGCGCCUGCUUUCUGCCGGCCCUCUGUAAGCAAAGUGAUGUUCAGAUGUUCGCUGCCCGACCUGGAGUCAGACUGUGGAGGUGUGACAUCACAGGUCAGGUGGAGGAAACAUGCCAGCUGAGGCCACUGUUCAACACACAGGUCCCUCAAUUUGACUUAUUUCCUAGUUCAGAACCAAUCAGAACAUAUCUUCCAUCAGACAGACAGUUGGGUCUGCUGAGUUGUUUCUACAGACAUGGAUGGAUUCUGAGCUGGAACGAGUACAGCGUUUAUGUUGUGGAUGUUCUGAACCAGGUCAUUGUCGGAGCACUUGAGAGCAGCGGAGACAUUGUAUCAGUGUCUUGUUGUGACAAUGAGAUCUUCAUCCUUAAAGGAGAUAGAGACAUUAUCCGUGUAUCCAACAGUCCUGAGGGACUGUCUUCCAACUUGUCAGAGCUUUCUGUCCGUCUAUCGUCACCUCUGACAACACCCACCAUCAUUCCACCUACUGGAUUGGUGGAAACGGCUCAACCAAUCAGAACCGUGCCUAUCAUCGCAGAGGCUUUGGACAGACGACAUGGAGGGGCAUGGAGGGAGGGGCAAGUGGAAAAAGAUGAUAAGGAGGAUGAUGAGGAAGCAGAGGAGGCAGAGGAAAGAGAGGAGGUGAUGAGCCAGUUUUCACGGCGGCCAUCUUUGCUAACAAGCUCCUCUCACAGUCGCAGUAGCUCUAUCACUUCCUGGGAUAGUCACCAUGGAACCUGUCCAGUGUCCACAUCCUCUGAGCUCAGUUCCAGACGCUACAGCGCCCCUUUGGGUCAGGAGGAGAUGCAGCAAGAACUAGUGGUGAAGGCAGUAAAAGUAAAGAAGAGGAGAAGACGACAAGACAGCAGCAGUGGGUCUCGACUUUCUGACAGCAGUUUCUCAGACCCUGUGCCGGAAGACCAGGACAUUGCCAGGAACAACAUUUGCUCAAAUGCAGUGUUGGGGGUUCAGGACGGUGAAGGUAGACCUCCUCCCAUCAACCGGGUUGGCCUCAUGUGGUUAAAUCUUCAGAAGCCAGACCAAGACACAAAGGAGGUUGGAGGAGGCGUUAAAGAUGCACAAGAAAAAGACUCUGGGUCCGUAAUGAUGGAAAAGACAGAGGUGGUUCCACCAACUCCAGAUGUAGAUCUUCUGCUGGAGUGCACCUUCUCAUAUUUGCACAAGACUGAGGACAAUGAUGAGGAAGAGCAGCAGCCAAUGGAGGAGCAGGAAGACGAGUAUCUGAGCCCUCUGAUUCAACCAGAGGAGGAUGAAGAUGAUGAAGAGGAGGUUGUCAAAACAGUGCUUCCUGCUGGCCAUGGGGACCAGAUGUUUUACUCCACUCUGUCCACUCUGGACAAAGAGUCCACGUUGUCCAGCGAUGAAGAUGGAGACAUUUACUGCCACAGAAUGCAACCCGCUGGUAACACUGGAGAUCCAACCUGUUCACCCAAUCAGAGGGAGACCUCAGACCCACAAACAGACACAGACACUUUGUGCAAAGACAGAAACAAGUCUAAUCAGUUGGCAGAAAGUUGGAUGGGAUAUUCAGGUCCAGGAUGUGGAAUCCUUAACCUGCAGGUGACAGACAGGUAUGUUUGGUGUUUAGACUUUAAGGGAGGACUGUUCUGUAGCACUCUGCCUGAGACUGGACUCAACUGGCAGCGGUUUGAAGAUAACGUCCACCAGAUGGCAGUAUCGCCCUCUGGUAACCUACUUUGGAAGGUGGAGCAGAAGACUAUGGUAGCAUUUGCUUGUGCUAAAGUGUUGGCCAAAGGAAAACGUCACUGGUACAAAGCUGUGGAACAAACAGCCUUCGUUGCUCUGAGUGAUGACUCUGCCUGGAUCAUCAGAACCAACGGUGACCUCUACCUGCAGACAGGUCUCAGCAUGGACCGCCCCUGUGCCCGCUCAGUGAGGGUGGACUCACCCUGUGUCUUUAGUCAGGUGUGUGUGCAAGGAGGUGUGGUCUGGGCUUUAAGCGAACACAAAGCCUUGUUCUACAGAGAAGGAGUGAGCAGUUACUGCAGCGAGGGCGAUGGCUGGAGGUCGGAUACUGUCAGUGAGGCUCAGGGUCUGGAUCUCUUGUGCGUUGCCCUUGGUGGUGGAGGUACAGCAUGGGCUUUGGACUCUUGCGGCGGAUUGUGGUUCAGGACUGGGAUCAGUGCUUCCAGACCACAAGGAGAAGAUGAGCACUGGUGGCAGAUCAGCAUUUCGGACUAUGUGGUCUUCGACCAGGGUAGUUUGUUCCAGACUCUGCUGCAGGCCACACAGAGUGUUGCCACAGUAACCAGAGCACCAAUGGAUCGGGUUGUGGCUUUUCUGUCUCAGUACUCUCAGUGUCAGCCAAGUCUGGUCAGCGCAAAUUCUAGCGGUGUCUGGGUGGCAUCUGGACGUAAUCAACUGCAUCUGGCCCGUGGCAGCCUUGUUGGAACAUUCUGGCAGAAUGUAGUUCCCAGAGGAACUGUAUCAUCGACUCGAUGGACCUUCAUCACAUCGUCACCUGUGCCUAACAGAGAAGGUACAUUCCUGUGGUUGGCUCAGAGCAGGAAGGACUUGUUUUGUGUUUGGGAUCAGGACGGAGAGCUUCGCCCCUCGUCAGUGCCUCUGCCACCUGAGGUGGAGCUCACCCACCUGUCAGCAUGUCGGGACGCUCUCUGGGGAUUGGACUGUCACGGACAAGUUUUUAUCCGUCCUCUGUCUCCGUCCUGUCCCACUGGGCUGCACUGGACACACCUGGACCUCAAUCAGCUGGGUCCUGUUCGUCUGGUCAGUCUGAGCUGUGGCAGUCAGAAUGUCUGGGCUGUUGACAGUCGAGGGGUUGUGUAUUUCAGAGUUGGAACACAGCCACUGAACCCAAGCAUGAUGCUGCCAGCAUGGAUCCACAUAGAUCCACCUGAGCAGCCAAUGGGAGUGCAGCUGGUCAGUAUUCAGACCAGUUCCAAUGACCGUCUGCUCUGGGCUCUGGACAACCGAGGGUCUGUCUUUGUCAGAACUGGACUCAGUCAUGAGAUGCCUGUGGGGACUGCGUGGGAAAUGGUGCCAGGGUUAGCAGUGAGACAGCUCGUCCUCAGCUGUCAAACAGUUUGGGUUCGUUGUAUAAAUGGAGAUCUGGCUCGACGUUAUGGAGUUUCUGAACGAAAUGCAGCAGGAGAUUAUUGGAAGAAGAUCCCAGGGAGUGCCAACUUUUUAACUGUGACUCCAGAGGACGAAUUGUGGGCAGUAACUCUGAUUGGUGGUUUGUCCCGGCGUCUGACAAAGCUCCUCCCACAGACACCCUGUAGAUCCACGACCUCGGGCCCCGCCCUAAGCGUAGAUGAUGUUGAUGAUGAAUGGGAGCUCAUCUGAUCUAAGACAUCAUGCUGAAUGCACAGAUGCUACGACUGUAAUGUGACAUCAAUGGCUGCCGUGAGAAGAGCCCAUGUGGCUGUGAGGAAACAUGAUAAACUUUUUCUAUUUUAAUUUAACAAGAAGCACUUUAAACUUGACUUAGACAGCACUAAACCCAACACUGGUUUUAACUGGUUUCAGUUGGUUUCAACAGGUUUUGGUUAAGAAGAGUGUACUCCAAAGUCAACCACACAAUUGGUCUGGACUGUAGAAGACUUGGAUGGUCUUUGGUAGACUCCGAUGUGACUCAGGUGAACCGCGGUGGACUAUGGACUAUGGCUGUCUGUUAGAAAUGGACUUAGCCAUCUGCUUCCAACAAAGACAAGUGAAGAAUUGAAGACUAAGAAGAGGCCACUAUCUUCACCUGUAAGAAGAGGCCAGGUUGACUUCUGUACAUCUUCUGUUGUUGCAUUAAUGACCUACCCCUCCUUUAAAUUUGAGCAAACUAAUAUAAAACUAGUGGUCUAAACCAUGAACUCUUAAUGAAACCAUUCAUCAACAAUAAUUUGCAGAGGUUUCAUCUGACCUGCAUUUGGCUACAUGCAUUUCCUUUUUAUGGUUUAUGGAUUGACAUACAGUAUGUAGUUAAACAAAGAUAAACUUUGGUGCAUUUUUUUAACUCUGGAUAUGACACCAAUGAACCGGAGUGGAUUCUGUUGCUCAUUCAGUUCCUUCCCUGAUAGGCUUUGUCCUUCUCCACAGCAACUCAGUGGAGUAUAAUGACCGUUUGAUGCUAUCCAUCUGAUCAGCUGAUUGGUUGUAGUGUUUGAUGUCAUUCAUUCAUUUAUUAAACACACUAAACAAUAAAA
Messenger RNA from Cynoglossus semilaevis (tongue sole), 5132 nucleotides. RefSeq names its product tectonin beta-propeller repeat containing 2 (gene tecpr2). The record is from RefSeq and is a predicted model, not a curated record. The coding region runs from base 280 to 4281 and encodes 1333 amino acids. NCBI's taxonomy places the organism in Eukaryota, Metazoa, Chordata, Actinopteri, Pleuronectiformes, Cynoglossidae. Gene Ontology annotation, molecular function: protein binding. The transcript has 27 exons.